Molecule: messenger RNA, 1543 nt
Organism: Ricinus communis (castor bean)
Lineage: Eukaryota; Viridiplantae; Streptophyta; Magnoliopsida; Malpighiales; Euphorbiaceae
Product: epoxide hydrolase A
Exons: 3
Coding region: 452-1405 (317 amino acids)
Molecular function (GO): hydrolase activity
Source: RefSeq, a predicted model, not a curated record
UGAAAUUGAUCAUUUAUAUGGGUUUGCAUUUUAAAUUAUUUUGCACUUAUUAGUUUAGUCUGACUGAGUUCGAGCUAGAGCUAGAGUUGGAGUUCUCCAUUGUCUUCUCUUGUAAAGUAUAAUGUCACGAAAAAGUUGAAACAAUAAAACCUACCAAAAUUAAAAUGUAUCAUGUAUGAACACAGACAAAGCAAACCCCAACAUAUUUCAUGAUUUAAAUUAUAAAAAGACAAUCACUUUCUGCCAUCUGCAUUUAUAUUUCCAUGGUCUUACACUGAGAUGGCCAACUGUCUACCUUGGAAAGCUAAGCCCUAAUUGACAUUAUAUUAAACCACCCAGUCUCUCAUUUACUGUCAUUUACUUCUCUCUGUAGCUCACCACAACCUUAUUCAUGAGCUGAGCUAGAUCACAUAGAGGGGGGGAAAAAGAAAAAAGUACAUAAACAAGAAAAAUGGAGGGGAUUAUGCACAAAACGGUGAAUGUAAAUGGCAUAAAGAUGCACAUAGCUGAGAAAGGAGAAGGGCCAGUCAUACUCUUUCUUCAUGGAUUUCCAGAGCUCUGGUACACUUGGCGCCAUCAGAUUCUGGGAUUAACCUCGCUUGGAUACCGAGCUGUUGCCCCAGAUCUUAGAGGCUAUGGCGACAGUGAUGCUCCAACUUUAUGCUCUAGCUACACCUGUCACCACAUUGUUGGUGAUCUUAUAGCUCUAAUUGAUCAUCUUGGAGUAGAGCAAGUUUUUCUUGUUGCACAUGAUUGGGGUGCUAUUAUGGGAUGGUAUUUGUGCUUGUUUAGGCCUGAUAGAGUGAAGGCAUUUGUUUGUCUAAGUGUUCCUUUCAGGCCGAGAAAUCCGAAAAUGAAACCUGUUGAAAGCAUGCGACUUCUUUUUGGAGAUGACUACUACGUUUGCAGAUUUCAGGAACCGGGAGAAAUUGAAGCUGAAAUUGCACGUUGUGGCCCCGCAGAAGUAAUCAAGAAAAUUUUGACAGACCGAAAACCAGGCCCCUCUUGCUUGUUCAAAGAAAAUGCAUUUGGAAUUUGUCCAAAUAAUCCAAUAACCUUGCCCUCUUGGCUUACAGAAGAGGACGUUGCUUACUAUGCAGCCAACUUUAACCAGAAAGGGUUUACUGGAGCUUUGAACUACUACAGAGCUAUGGAUUUGAGUUGGGAGCUGACAGCCCCAUGGACUGGGGACUCGGUGAAAGUUCCAGUGAAGUUUGUGGUUGGGGAUCUUGACAUGGUAUAUACCACUCCAGGAAUCAAGGAAUAUGUACAUGGUGGUGGAUUCAGGUAUUACGUGCCAUUGCUUGAAGAAAUCGUUGUGAUGGAAGAAGUUGGCCACUUCAUCAAUCAAGAAAGACCAGAGGAGAUCAACAAACUUAUCUAUGAAUUCAUUAGGAACUACUGAUGUAGCUUCGUUAUCUGUUUUCUCUUUGCUGAAUGGUUCCUCUCCUUAUAUUUUUACUCAGCAGUUGAGAUUAGUCAGUAUGGUCCUCUAUUUAUGUUUUGCAGAUGAGAUUACCCAGAAUGCUAGACGUGUCUUCUA